GGCGCGGCUCCCCUCGCCUCGGCUCCCUUGCCCCCCCCCCCCCCCAUCCCCCCCCCCCCCCUCCCGCCCCAACAUCCCUCCCCGCCUCUUCGGCUGCGGGAGGCUCGGCGGAGCCGGGACGGGCGCUCCCGGGACAACCCCCCCACCCCCGCCCCGACCCCGCUCCCCGCCCCGAGGAUGGCCGCCCCCGAGACCGGCAGCACAGGCGGCGUGAUCAGCUACGUGGGCUCCAGCGGCACCUCGCCCAACCGCACCAGCCCCGUCUCGCUCUGCAGCGACAGCUCCAACGGCAGCUCCCAGUCGGGCUCCCAGCCCUUCCCCACCUACUUUCCCCCGUCGCCCACCGGCUCCCUCCAGGACUCCCGCGCCUACGGCGGGGGCUCGCUGGCCCCCCGUGAGGACGGCUCCCCUUCAUCCUCCUCCUCCUCCUCCUCGUCAUCAUCGUACGGCUCCUCGGUGAACUUCCCCGGGGUGCAGCAGGUCCCCGUGGAUGAGCGGCGCCGCAGCUCGCCCAGCAAAGCCGGCAGCACCGUCACCAAGCUGAACGGGAUGGUGCUGCUCUGCAAGGUCUGCGGGGAUGUUGCCUCCGGCUUCCACUACGGCGUCCACGCCUGCGAGGGCUGCAAGGGCUUCUUCCGCCGCAGCAUCCAGCAGAACAUCCAGUACAAGAAGUGCCUCAAGAACGAGAACUGCUCCAUCGUCCGCAUCAACCGCAACCGCUGCCAGCAGUGCCGCUUCAAGAAGUGCCUGCUGGUCGGCAUGUCCCGUGACGCGGUGCGCUUCGGGCGCAUCCCCAAGCGGGAGAAGCAGCGGAUGCUGGCGGAGAUGCAGAGCGCCAUGAGCGGCAUGGGCAGCGCCCCGCCGGGGAUGCCCGGUCCCGGCGAGGGUCCAGCGCCGGGCGGGGGCCGCGCGCCGCCCCCCUGUCCCCCGCCGUCGCCCCCCCCCGCCUGCUUCUCCCAGUUCCCCCAGCAGCUGACGCCCCCCCGCUCGCCCAGCCCCGGGGGGGCCACCGAGGACGUCAUCGCGCAGGUGGCCAAGGCCCACAAGGAGAUCUUCGUCUACGCGCACGACAAGCUGGGACCCCCCCCGGCCUGCGAGAACGGCCUCCUGCGCUGGGACGCGCCCCCCGCCUGGGCUCCCGGCCCCCCCGAGCCCCGGCUCUGCCCCCCCGCUUACCCCGAGUCCCCGGCGCGGGGCUGCCCCUGGCCCCGUGGCACCAAGGACGUCCUGCCGGUGAGCGCCCGGGGGCUCCCGCUCCCUCUCCCGGGUAUUUUUAGCCGCUAAUCGCACUAAUCGCCUUGUCCGUGCCGUGGCGGCGGGGCCGGGGGAGCCCCACGGCGCCGGGCUGAGCCGUGCCGUCGCCCGCAGGCCUGCCCCAUGAACAGCCACCUGCCCGGCCGCAGCGGGCGCUCGGUGCAGGAGAUCUGGGAGGAUUUCUCCCUCAGCUUCACCCCUGCCGUCCGCGAGGUGGUCGAGUUCGCCAAGCACAUUCCUGGCUUCCAGGCCCUCUCCCAGCACGACCAGGUCACCCUGCUCAAAGCCGGCACCUUCGAGGUGCUGAUGGUUCGCUUCGCCUCGCUGUUCGACGUGAAGGAGCAGACGGUGACGUUCAUGAGCCGGACGAAGUACAGCCUGGAGGAGCUGUGGGGCAUGGGCAUGGGCGACCUGCUCAGCUCCAUGUUCGAGUUCAGCGAGAAGCUCAGCGCCCUCGACCUCACCGACGAGGAGCUGGGGCUCUUCACCGCCGUCGUCCUGGUCUCGGCAGACCGCUCCGGCAUGGAGGACACGGCGUCGGUGGAGCAGUUGCAGGAGACGCUGAUCCGCGCGCUGCGCGCCCUCGUGCUGAAGACGCACCCGGCGGAGACGUCGCGGUUCACCAAGCUGCUGCUGAAGCUGCCGGACCUGCGCACCCUCAACAACCUCCACUCCGAAAAGCUGCUCUCCUUCCGCAUCGAUGCCCAGUAGGGCCCCGACGGACCCCAGGGACCCCCCCGCACACCCACCACCCUUGUACAUAGCACCGCGGCCGGGGGGGGGGGGGAUGAGACACGAGCCCCCCCCCAAGGGGCAGCACAAACCCCACGGCACCUGCUGGACUCCUGGGGGGCUGCAUUCCCCAGGUGGGCGCUGGCAUGCCAGCACCCCCCCCCCCCCCCCACUCCAGUUGGGCAUCUGCCCCACGGCUCCGCUGGCAGCGCCAGGGGGGUUCCCCCGCCCCAGCCCCCCCACUCCGGCAGCCAGCGGUGGAAAGCAGAGGCCGGAUCCAGCCGAGCUGUGUGGGUGGGUUUGGUUGGGUUUGGUUGGUUUUUUUUUUUUUCAUCAUAUAUUUAUUACAUAAAUAUAUAGUAAAAUAGACCAGCAACAA
This is a messenger RNA of Aquila chrysaetos chrysaetos, 2365 nucleotides long. RefSeq names its product nuclear receptor subfamily 1 group D member 1 (gene NR1D1). The record is from RefSeq and is a predicted model, not a curated record. Gene Ontology annotation, biological process: negative regulation of transcription by RNA polymerase II; cell differentiation; positive regulation of transcription by RNA polymerase II. Lineage: Eukaryota; Metazoa; Chordata; Aves; Accipitriformes; Accipitridae. Gene Ontology annotation, molecular function: RNA polymerase II cis-regulatory region sequence-specific DNA binding; nuclear receptor activity; zinc ion binding.